Messenger RNA from Medicago truncatula (barrel medic), 620 nucleotides. Its product is annotated as photosystem II 10 kDa polypeptide, chloroplastic. NCBI's taxonomy places the organism in Eukaryota, Viridiplantae, Streptophyta, Magnoliopsida, Fabales, Fabaceae. Gene Ontology annotation, biological process: photosynthesis. The record is from RefSeq and is a predicted model, not a curated record. Gene Ontology annotation, cellular component: photosystem II oxygen evolving complex; photosystem II; thylakoid membrane. The transcript is spliced from 5 exons. The coding region runs from base 68 to 478 and encodes 136 amino acids.
CUAUAAUAUUAUCACAUAAAAAGACCUUGUUUUGUUGCCCAUACCAAUUACCAAAAAAGAAUUUGAAAUGGCAUCUUCAGUUAUGGCUUCUGUGAGUUUGAAACCAACUCCUUUUAGAGUUGAGAAAUCUUCAGUUAGAGGACUACCUGCCCUUUCAAGACCCUUCAAAGUUGUUGCUAGUGGUGUCAAGAAGAUUAAGACUGACACACCUUAUGGAACUGGAGGUGGCAUGGCCUUGCCCGAUGGAAAAGAUGCUUCUGGCAGGAAACAAAAGGGAAAGGGUGUUUACCAGUUUGUGGACAAAUACGGUGCUAAUGUUGAUGGAUACAGCCCUAUCUACGAGCCAAAGGACUGGUCUCCAACCGGUGAUGUCUACACUGGAGGUACGACUGGUUUGGCUAUCUGGGCAGUAACUCUAGCUGGUCUUCUAGCUGGUGGUGCACUCCUUGUCUACAACACAAGUGCUUUGUCACAAUAGACUCUGCUAAGUUGAUUAUUUGUGUUUCAAUAUUCCAUGUAGCUCUAAAAAUGAAGGAUAUACUCAUCAAUUACUUGUGGACAUAGUUCCUUCUGUUCUAUAAAUAUUGUGUGGAUUUGAAGAAAAAUCUUUGUUUAUAUAA